GGUGACAUUUCCACAUUUUGCUGCUCUUGUUAAAAGCCUUCCGCAGUUUGUCACACUUCACAGAAUGUGUGUGUGGAGCGGGAGGCGCCACGUGGACAGAGCAGGUGUUUUAUUCACUGACAUUAUCUCCGAUCCUGAUCCACACGCGUUCAGAUGAGAGCUCAGGAGAUGGGGCACUCCGAAAAAUGCAUCGACCUAACAACUUACUAUAAUACUAAUACUGCAACAUGUGUGCCGUGUAAAUUCAAACCAGGGUAUGAAGUCAAUCCUAACUGUGGCUAUGAUGACAACGGAGGAAGACACGACGUAGGGCACAGCAAAUGCAAAGCCAACUCUUUCAAUGACGGCAGCAGAGCUCUGUGUGUAGAGUGCACUUCAUGUCCGCCUGGAAGUAACGUUAUCAGGACCUGUAACACAACUACUGACACGGAGUGUGAAGAGCUGAGAGGCUUGACCACACAGGUUCCUGUCAAAAUUCAGACAGACCCUCCUUCAGACAAACACACUAACUUCACACCCACCGGGACACGUCUUCCAACGACCUUCAACCCAACAACAGCAGUUUCUAGUUCUGUUGUAAUAUGGGCCGUACCGUUAACCAUCCUGAUUUGCAUCACGCUCAUGUUGAUAUCGGCUUACAUCAUCUACAUGAAGCGAAACAAAGGUCGACACCCUGUACUGCAUUUCAGCAAAAGGUCCUCAUUGGCUAAAGAAGGAUUCGCUCCCCUCUCUGCCUGCAGCAACGACGUUCUCAGUCCUGACAUCCUGUCAGCGCCUUUACAGACGGUGCUGAACAACCUGGAUGUUUUGGAGGAGCUGGUGAUUUUGUUAGAUCCGGAAAGUCAAUUAUUGAAGAACACCAAGCACCUGGCCUCGCAGUGCUCCUUCCCCUCCACCUGGAUCACCUACACCUACUCCAUGAAGGACAGCAAGAGCCCCCUAAAGGCUGUGCUGGAGCGGGUCACCAGCAGCCACCCUGACUGGACAGUGGGACACCUGGCCAAGCUGCUCAGUCAAAUGGAGCGCAAUGAUGCAAUCGCCGUUCUUGCCCAACUCCAACCGCCCGACUCACCCGUGUAGUCCUCCUGCACUGGGGACUCCAGAGAUGCAGCCCCAUGCAGAAUGGAAUCAUGCCUGUGAGAUGGACACUUUCAAAUGUUAACUUCUUACUCAAAGAGAAAAGGUGGCUCACUGAACUGAUAACAACGGACAACUUAUGAGAGUUGUGGGGCAACUUCUACUGCUCCGGCUCCGGCCACAUUUGAUUUUGUCCUGAGUGAGAAAUGUCAAAUGACUCAGAGCAGCGUCGAUACAAAGAUACUGUCGUGUCUGAUUAGCAGCUGCUUUUGUCCACAGGUGCUUCCUCUGUGCAAGCUGAGCUGAUGACUAUUUUUCUAAAACUAGAAAUGCAAGACAAAUUUCUAAAAAUCUUCUUUACCCACUUGUUUGUAACUUAACAAUGAAAUACAAUAAUCAAUAUUACUCAACAAAUCUCUAGAAUAUUCCAAUAAACGCUAACUUCACGCUGCUACACACAAAGGAACUUGUUUUUGUUCAAACAUCUUAACAUCUUUAUUAGGCAAAUGACAUUAUAAAUAAAAAAAAGUGCAUAGAAAAAUUAAACCGGUUUAGAAAUAUGUAUACAAAUAUUUACAAACUCAGGGUUUAUUUGUACAUGGUUACAAAGACGUAAAUUUAAAGAUCACAUAUCUUCUCAUCUUUAAGUCUUUUACACUUACUUUAAAAUAACCCUACUAUAUAUAUAUUUAUAUAUAUAUAUAUAUUUAUUUAUAUAUAUAUGUGUGUAUAUAUAACAUACAGCUUUCUUAACAGAUUCUGGGAGAGAUGGUCAUGAUAACUUAAGGUUUUGACUAGUGCUUUGCAUCCUUCAUUUCAGGUGCAUACCCACACACAUGCACGCACAUAAUACACAGACAGACGCGCGUGCACACACACAAACACACACUCUGCAGGAAAUUAAAACCAAGCAACUCUUAAAUUAUCAUCCUCUCUUUUUUGCAUCAGUAUUCCCAGACAUCUGUCUAAACAGCUGAGGUAGAAUCCUUGCAAGGAGUUGGGAGUGACUGCUCUCGUUGUCAGGUGGGUGAUUGACACAUGUUAAUCUGGGCUCCAUCCCAGUGAUUGGACAUGCAAGAAGGAAAUGGGAUAAAGAUUACGUCCAAAACAUUAUGGAAAUUUGCUCCAGUUUGUCUGGAGAGAACGGUGUGAAGACAAAGCGAUGAUUAUGGGCUUGGAAAGGCAAACAGUGCUCAAUUUACUCCUGUGUCUGAUUCUAAGACCGACAGCUAUCUACCAUAACAGAAAAAAUUAAAUGAAAAAAUAAAAAUGAUUCUUUAAAAAUACCUGCUUUAGAACAAUUUGUCAUAAAGGCUUAAAUGCACGACAUAACUGCCCCAAAUGAAAAUUCAAGUAAAUUAGUGAAACCAAGGACAUAAUUUGUAAACAAUAAAAAAAAAAAGAAAUAAAGAUACAGAUGGGGGAGAUCUCCUAAUACACAAGACCACCACCGUUUAUACAAAGCACAACCUUUAACCAUUAAAACUCAAAAUCAAAAACAUGAAUAAAUAUACAAUUUGAACAGUGUAUGAUUUCAAUUAGCCUUGUCAAUGAAAGCACUGAACAUGGACUAAGAACAAUGAAAAACAAUUAUCAAAAGGUGCUGAGUGUGUUCUUUCAGCCCUACUUCAGACUUUUUUCUUGUUUGUUUUUUUGCGACCGACAUCUGUAAAGUCUGUGCACCCUGUUUUCAACAAGCCUGGUGCAGGAGCUGAGUGCACACACUCAGAAGCGAUGCUUUACGCCAGUGCCCUCCCUGAUCAAGAGAUAAAACUCUCGCAAGUUUCACAAAGAUGAAAAGGAUGUGUAUGUUUUUAUGGGUUUUUUAAUGCGCAACUACAGGGCAGCAAAGUCUUAUUGCAAUAUGUAAUGAGCAUCUGCCAUAAGAGUAAUAAAAUAUAUAUAUAUAUAUAUAUAUCUAAAAACUGAUAUUCACCACAACUCGUCGCUUUUGGCUUGGGUAGUGUUUGCUACAUACACUGUACAUCAGCAGAAAAAAAGGUUUCCUGCUUCCAUUCUUAUAAAUAUGACACUACUGACUGAAACUGCAAUAAUCUACAUUGCAAGUCUGCACAGGAAGAAAGAGAAAGAAGAAUAAACAGCAGACCCCAAGUGUGAAACCUAGCAGACACUAUACUCCAAUGACGGUAAGAGUACUGCUCGAGUGCAUAAAUGUAAGAUACAUGAUCUCAGCAGGGUGAAUAAACAGCUAAACGAUUCCCGAUUCACAGGACAGCUUAGUUCAACUGACGACCUGUCAAAGCUUAGCACCAUGUUUGUUAUAUAUGAAAAAAGUCUGCGUCUAAAAGAAAACGGAAAAAAAACAAAAUCUAUCAACAACGUGAGAAGUGUUAAAUGUUUGAUAAAAUGCACAAAUAAAGGUACGGGUGAAUGUAUGGCUCGGGAACUGACUUCACCACCUGCACGAACGGGGCUUUAAAAUGAUCCCAU
Molecule: messenger RNA, 3528 nt
Organism: Pleuronectes platessa (European plaice)
Lineage: Eukaryota; Metazoa; Chordata; Actinopteri; Pleuronectiformes; Pleuronectidae
Gene: igflr1
Product: IGF-like family receptor 1
Exons: 7
Coding region: 154-1080 (308 amino acids)
Biological process (GO): signal transduction
Molecular function (GO): protein binding
Source: RefSeq, a predicted model, not a curated record